Miscanthus lutarioriparius is the source of this 582-nucleotide messenger RNA. The record is from the annotation of a GenBank genome assembly. Lineage: Eukaryota; Viridiplantae; Streptophyta; Magnoliopsida; Poales; Poaceae.
AUGUGGCCCUCCGGUGCCGGGGGAAUGUGGGUUUGCGGUGUAGGGCUGUGCAUGGCAGUGGAGUCCACCGGGGCCUGCAUGAUGGAGGAAAAUGGUGGCAGCGGGGAGGGUGAGUGUGGGAAGUUGAUCUGUGUGAUCGGGAUGGGUCUCGAGGGUAUGGUGGUGGUGAUGAUGGUGGAGGGCGGCACGGAGGAGGAGAACAUGGGCACGGGUGGAGGCACAGAUGGGAAAAUCGGUGGCGCCGCGGGCGGUGCCGACGUGACGACGCCGGACGCCGUGAGGAGUGGCACACAACCGGAAAGGGCAGCAGCGAUGACAUCAGAGGAGGCGGGCGGGGGAGGUGGGAGGGAGACGUUUGGUGGUAUGGCUGGCACAAGGGCAGCGGAUGUGGCUGCCGGUGCGGGUGUGCCGGAGGUGGGCGGAACAGUGGUGGAUGAGGGCACGGACACCGACGGAGUCCCAGAACCAGAGGACAUCUCUGAUACCAGGUUGGUAUGGCGCACCUUACUGCGGAGGAAGUAUGGAGGGGAGAAGGCGUGCCGUGGCUUGGCAGGGCAGCGGCGCGACGGCGCCGUGCUGUAG